AUGACAUCACAACAAGCUGAAAAAGGUGCAAGGAGUACAGAUCCUACUCGAAUUAGUUCUGUUGGUGCUGAUCGUUCAACAGGCACAUCAGGUCAAUUAGGAUCAGCUUCGACAGCUGAACCAGAAGGUAGUUCAGCCUUGGGUGAUUCUAAUUUUGCCGGUAUGAGCAGCAUAAGUCCAGCAUCGAAUCAACGACAAAAGUCUGACGACAGUACAGCAACUGGUCAAGGUAUGGGUGGAGCAGGAGAAGGACAAGGAGGAGCCAGUCAACCAUGGAGUACAUCAUCUGGUGCACCAUAA
Messenger RNA from Rotaria sordida, 300 nucleotides. Lineage: Eukaryota; Metazoa; Rotifera; Eurotatoria; Philodinida; Philodinidae. The record is from the annotation of a GenBank genome assembly.